Molecule: messenger RNA, 2711 nt
Organism: Xylaria bambusicola
Lineage: Eukaryota; Fungi; Ascomycota; Sordariomycetes; Xylariales; Xylariaceae
Exons: 1
Coding region: 181-2631 (816 amino acids)
Source: RefSeq, a predicted model, not a curated record
AAGGUGAGCGCUUACUUCAAUUGUUAACGCUGUGCCCCAUCCGGUGGAUUCCUUCAAUGAUCUCGAUCUUCUACUCUACAACUCUGGAACAUCAAUACAGUCAAUUCAAUUGCCCAUCAUGUAGUGCGUAAUUGCCCGCGCCAAGCAACCCAACACUACAUUUCGCCGUGGCAUGCACAGAUGGAGGAAUCAAGAAGAUUAGCAGAACUGCAGGUCCAGUUGCGAAACCUGGAGAACUGUCCUAAGCAAGCAGAGAAACGCCGACGCGAAGAACAUCAGCGCGUUGGUAGAGCACGAAAAUGCCGACGCGAAGAAGAGCAGCGUGCUGACAAAGCAAAGGCGCAAUGUCUGCCCACAACUCUCGACGAGUACAUCGAAGCCUGUCACAACCUCGUAUUUACUAAUUUGAAGGUCAAACCGGGCCCGGCAAGGAUGACAACUGGGAGCAUCCUACCACCCUAUGCCAAGUUUUACCCGCGUCGUCUCAGGCCGUGGGAUGACUUCCUCGAUGAGCAGCACAAGAUUCUUGAAAAGGUUUAUCUCAACUUUCCCAUCGGAAAGCAGGUUUUCGAUAACCGGAAUUAUCUCGCCACGCUCGGACAAAAGGUAAUAAAAGGACCCCUUACGAAUAAAAAGGUAUUAGAAACUAUUCUCCAUAAGUGUAUCGAGGAUCCGGUUCGAUGUAUUAUCCACGAACUAAGCAAGUCGGGGGAUUUUCAAAAGGUGUUGAAUAUUGGGCAUGGUAUCGCAUUUGAGAACCAGAUCAACCCCCUCGACGAUCGUUCCUACGAAGUUGUCAACCGACAGCUACAACCAACAGCUCAACCACAAGAACCCGAGCAGGUAACGAAACCUCUAAAGACGCCAAAUCCUGCCAAAUACCCUCCCACGUUAAACCCUGACCAGAUUUGUGUUUAUCGAUGUGAAGAGCAAGGAACAGAGAAGAGAAAAACUAUUGCUAUCUGGGAAUACAAACCACCACACGAGCUGUCCCUUACACAGCUGCGUGCCGGCCUCAGGGACUUGGAUAUGAGGAAGGUUGUCACGAAUGACAAGAUCCCCAAAGACGAGGAGGCCAAAUUCCGCCACUACGCAACUAAGCUGGUUGCCUUGGCUAUCACACAAGCAUUCCAUCAUAUGGUGAAGUCCGGCCUCGCAUAUGGGCUCUUAACGACGGGCGAGGGCAUUGUUUUUCUCAAGAUCGACUGGAAUGACCCUCAUACAGUAUACUACCACCUCGCCGAGCCUGCAGAAGAAGUUGCUGCUCAUAAUAAUAGCUAUCGCUCCUGCUCCGCCAUUUCUCAGUACUUGGGUUUCUACCUACUUGCUCUCAGCGAUUACUCGGAUCGCGGGCAAGAUGCCCGGGAUCGAGCGAUUAGUGGGUUGAAAACCUGGACGACCGACUUUAGAACAGCAGCAAGCGAGGUUCCAGAGAACCAAAGGAUGCCUCCUCAGUAUUCUCCCGCAUACACCCCUAAUGUAUAUCUGUCUGUCGACCGCACUAUGCCCUACCAAAGCCUGCGCUUCCAGUGUAACGGUGCGCAAUACAGCAAUCCCCCACUACUGGGGGGUAAUAAGGAUGAUAGUAUCGAGGGGGAAGGAGUUAGAAGCCCAAAUCGUCGGAAAUCACCCGGUACCGUCACAGAGAGACAAGCUACUCGACGGAGCGCUAGGCUUUUGGGACGGCAUUCAAACAACAGAGAGGGUGCUGGUAGAGAAGGCCAAACCAGGGGCCGUGGGAGUCGGCAUAGCGACGGGAACGAGUUUGAAGGGAAGCCUUAUAAGGACCUAGCGUACUGCACUCAAAAGUGCUUUCUCGGGUUGGUUAUGGGAGACGUUCUCGACCCGGACUGCCCCAAUCUCACAUUACACCAACACCGCAACACCUAUGGCAGCGUUCUUUGUAUCGACAACUACCACUGCAUCAGUCAUUCCGACUUUCUCCAACUACUAUCCCACCAGCUGCAGCGCACGCUCGACUACGGAAUUUCCUCCCUGGGCAUCACCGCCACCCGCGGGGCCCUGUUCAAAGUCACGCUCCUCGCAUACGGCUACACCUUUGUUGGCAAGGGCACAGUACAAGCGUUUAUCCCCGAUUUAGAGCAUGAGGCCCAAGUCUACGAACGGCUUAAGGACAUACAAGGCGUCCACAUACCCGUUUUCCUAGGCGCUAUCAACUUACGGGCUCUAAACAGAACGUACUACUACGACUUCCGCGUCGACAUUGUGCAUUUGUCCCUUCUGUCCUGGGGUGGUCUCAGUCUAAGAGACGGCCUGGGUCUAGGUAAGAAUAAGCCCACUUUACAGCGUAUGACGGUGGAGACAAUCAAGGAAAUCCACCAACGGAGAGUGGUUCAUAACGAUACCCAUUAUGAAAACAUACUCUUCAAUCCGCAGACGGGGCGUGUUAUGCUGAUUGAUUUCGAGCGCUCACAGCUCCUUGACAUGCCCCGGCCAACGCCGGAUGCCCGCAAGCCUAAUAAGCGACGGCGAGCCCAGGAUUCGAAGGAGCAAACUAAGUCGGUAGACAGUUCUUGUAAUUUCUCGGACGAUUUAGCGGGAGUAGACGGGGCGUUCUAUAUCAUCUCCCUGCCAGGAUAUCAGCAAAAAUCACACGUGGGCCAAAGGUAGUGGCAUACAAAUCAGAAGUAAGGUGUUGUACAGUAGGUGGUAAUGUAUUGCAGCGCGUUUAUUACUGUUAGAAUAAAUGG